This is a messenger RNA of Procambarus clarkii (red swamp crayfish), 681 nucleotides long. Lineage: Eukaryota; Metazoa; Arthropoda; Malacostraca; Decapoda; Cambaridae. The record is from RefSeq and is a predicted model, not a curated record.
UAGAUUAAUGAUUAAUAUGUUACUCUGGUAUUCACAGGAGGAGGAAAGUUUAAAGUUGGAACUGUGUGAACUGGAACAAAGCAUAGAGACGACCAAGGGCCAAAUUGCUACGUCCGUAGAGGUCAUGGAGCAGUACCAGGCACAGCUCAAUGUUCUUGAAGAGGAAGUUGCAAGGGCCAAGAGUGAGGUUACUGCAGCUCAGUCAGCUGUGAAGGAACAAAAGGAGAUGUUACAAGCACAAAACAAGGAAAUUAAUGCUAUGACAGCACGUAAGGAACAGAUCAUCAAGAAUAGCGAUGAAGCCCAACUUGAAAUCAAACAGCUUGAUCAUAAACUUUCAAAACUGAAGUCCGAAGCAAAGGAUGCUGAAAAUAAGGUUGCUCAGAUGCUCUCUGAACAUGAAUGGAUAUCAGAGGACCGCAAGUUCUUUGGCCAGCCCAACACUGGUUAUGACUUCACAGCUAAUGAUCCAGUGGAAGCUGGACGCAAAAUCACCAAAUUAGAAGAACUCAAAACCAAAUUAUCGAAAAAUGUAAACAUGAGAGCCAUGAACAUGUUGGGAAAAGCCGAAGAACAGGUAACUUUUCAAAGUAUUGAGCGUGUGUUCAUAUGGAAUAAGGUGCAUGUAAAUAUGAGCAACGACAAAUACAAACAAAUACUGUUAUAUUUUUCCCAUUUAUU